UUGUGGCAGCAGUGCGAGUGCGGGAAAAUUGCUUGUGGCGAUACUGCUUUCACCAGAUGUUGCUUAUUGUCGAAAGCAUUGCAAAUAGAAGAUGGGGACGAGGAAAUAGAGGUGGCCAUUUUCACUGCUUUCACGGACCCGUUCCUUCUGAAAAAGCCGACACGAAGAGAAGAAAUGUUGCAGUUAAAUGUAAUUGAAUUUAAAAUUUCAACAUGGACGCCCAUGGACGCCCUCGAUCAUCGAAAGAAGAAUUCACGUUUGGUGUACUUUUUCUCGACAUAUUUAAAUCUCGGGUGCAAUAAAUUCAUGGCCAAGUGGCCAGCGUAUCUUGGAACCUGCGAUGGUAAACACUAUGUGCGUGCAAGAAUGACCGCCUGCCUUGUGCAGCUCUCGAUUAAUCUUGAUCGUGGCAAGGAAAGGAUUUUUCGCAUCGAAUGGUGGUCCUUGGUAUUUGUAGUGAAUGCAGCCGAGCCACCUCGCCGGUGUACAACCGUUCCGCUGGAGUCUCUAGCUGUUCCAACAAGCAUACUACCGCAUCAUCACCUCUUCACCGGAGUUUUCGAUUCCAAAGUGAGCACAAACUGUUGAUCAAAACUUGUCCUUCCAGGUAAUAAAAUCCAUAAAAUUAUCUUCA
Molecule: messenger RNA, 634 nt
Organism: Armigeres subalbatus
Lineage: Eukaryota; Metazoa; Arthropoda; Insecta; Diptera; Culicidae
Exons: 2
Coding region: 175-588 (137 amino acids)
Source: RefSeq, a predicted model, not a curated record